CCAAAUACAGAAACAUUGCACUGUCAAUUACCAAACCCAAGUAAGAAGAUGCAAUCAAGGGUAGCAUUAGCAUACACAGCAGCAAGAAGAUGGUGUUGGAAAUCAUGGCAACGAGGCUUAUGCUCCGCCACACGUAGCAGAACAGCAGACCCUGAAGUUCAUUCGGGAGAAUUAGAAGCUGGACCUAAAGUUCACCAAUCACCACCCAAAGGUACAGAGAGUAAUAAUACAAGCAGCACCAAGUUUGUGGAAACGGAUCAUGCAUCGAGCAAAAAGGACGAUCCUCUUGCGACUCCAAAAUCUCCAACUGAACCAUCUUCCAAACUGAAGAGCACUGGAGUGAACCAGCCAUUGGAGCCUAGCCUUCAACAGAAGCGGCAGCAGAGUUCGAAAGCUUCCUUGUUGGAAGAAGCGAGUUGCACCGCUGGUAUAGACGAAGCUCCGUUUCCGGAAGAGAAGAGCCGGAAGGAACAGGAAGAGGAUGACAGAGGUUACUUCAAAGACCACAAGGCGUCGCCCUUGUCGGAGUUGGAGAUCGCGGACACGAGGAACCCUUUGAGUCGUGCAUCAGAUAGGACGGCGGGGAGUGGCGGUGUAAUAGUGUGGCUGCCGGAGCAGCUGGACACGGCGGAGGAUUCUCUGAGGAGGGCCACUGAGAUAUGGCGGCAAAAUGCUAUGCGUGGUGACCCUGAUGCCCCUCAUUCCAGGAGACUUAGACAGCUUCGCGGCGAAGAUUUUUAAAUCUCUAUGUAAUGCCUAAUCAAUCAAAGUAAUUUCUCUAAUUCUAAAGAAUCAAAGAUCAAGAAAGGUCUAAUACACUAGAAAACGGUUAGUUCAACUGUUAAAAGAGUAAGUAUUAUCUAGAGUAUUAAGUUAGCUAUAGAGAGUUGUUAUAAGUCUUUCUAUAAAUGGCAGUUAGUUUGCGUUGUAAAAAUACACUUCAAUCAAUAAUAUGA
Messenger RNA from Arachis duranensis, 956 nucleotides. RefSeq lists its product as uncharacterized. The coding region runs from base 49 to 741 and encodes 230 amino acids. The transcript is spliced from 2 exons. The record is from RefSeq and is a predicted model, not a curated record. Lineage: Eukaryota; Viridiplantae; Streptophyta; Magnoliopsida; Fabales; Fabaceae.